Phycomyces blakesleeanus NRRL 1555(-) is the source of this 3526-nucleotide messenger RNA. RefSeq lists its product as hypothetical. The transcript is spliced from 27 exons. The coding region runs from base 68 to 3526 and encodes 1152 amino acids. Gene Ontology annotation, cellular component: chromosome. Gene Ontology annotation, biological process: mitotic sister chromatid cohesion. NCBI's taxonomy places the organism in Eukaryota, Fungi, Mucoromycota, Mucoromycetes, Mucorales, Phycomycetaceae. The record is from RefSeq and is a predicted model, not a curated record. Gene Ontology annotation, molecular function: cohesin loader activity; ATP hydrolysis activity; double-stranded DNA binding.
GCUCAAUUGUGUGUGUGUGUGUGUCGCGUUCUUAUUUUUUCACGAUUUGUCUCUUUUCUGCUUCGUCAUGUAUAUCAAGCAGAUUAUAAUCCAAGGAUUCAAGUCCUAUAAGGAUCAGACAACUAUUGACCCUUUUAGUCCCAAACACAAUGUCAUUGUGGGAAGAAAUGGUACAGGAAAGAGUAACUUCUUUGCAGCCAUUCGAUUCGUUCUUGGUGAUGCCUACCAGAAUCUAGGAAAGGAAGAUAGACAAGCACUUCUUCAUGAAGGAUCUGGAGCAGCCACUAUUUCUGCCUUUGUGGAGAUCAUAUUUGACAAUGUGGAUGGUCGAUUUCCGACCGGGAAAGAAGAGGUGGUGUUGCGUAGAAGUAUUGGCUUGACAUUAGAUGAAUAUUCUUUGGAUCGCAAGAGUGUAACAAAGUCAGAUGUUAUGAGUUUGUUAGAAAGUGCUGGAUUCUCUCGGGCCAACCCUUAUUAUAUUGUACCUCAAGGAAGAGUUACUUCCCUGACUGUAGCCAAGGAUGAGGAUCGCCUGAAACUUCUUAAGGAUAUUGCUGGUACAAGAGUGUACGAGCAAAAGCGCAAUGAAAGUACAAAAAUCAUGGAAGACACAGAUGCCAAGCGUGUAAAGAUUACAGAAGUACUCGAAUACAUUCAAGAUCGUUUAGCUGAACUUGAAGAAGAAAAGGAAGAAUUGUCACAGUAUCAGACUUUAGAUAGAGAGCGACGAUCAUUGGAAUACACCAUCUAUGCUAGAGAGCAAUCUGACGCAAAUGAUAAAUUGGAAGAGAUGGAUAGUAACCGACGACGAGAAUUGCUGAACCAUGAAACAUGUCGUGAAGAAUAUGUUGAUAAUGAGAAUGCGCUCAAUGAAAAAACCGAUACCCAACUCAAGAGUAUUGAAACCGAAAUUAUAGAAAAGACCCAAGGUGUUACAGAAUUGACGCCUCGUUAUAAUGAAAUUCAGGAGACGGAUAAGCAGAUGCGACAACAACUGAGAAUGCUUCAAAUGGAGCAGCAGAAUCUUCAUGCUAAACAAGCCCGUCUUUCCCGCUUUGCUACAAAGGCCGAACGAGAUUUGUGGCUCCAGAAUCAAAUUAAGGAUCUUUCCUCCAACUUGACAAUCCGCAACAAUCAGCUUCAAAUUCUUGAACAAGAAAAGGCCGAGGCCAACAUUGGUCUGAUUGCCAAGGUCAACGCUCUUGAGCAAGUCAAGAAGGAUCUAGCCUUUCGCCAGUCUACACAUCAACAAGUGGCCGAACGCGAGACAAAACUCAAACAGAAGCGUGAUGAAGCUACUGAAAAGAGAAAAACUUUGUGGCGUGAGGAGGCUAAACUGGAUUCUGUUCUUCACAAUUGCAAUGAAGAAAUUCGUAAGGCUGAGCGUACCUUGGCCGGUUCGAUCGACAAAAACACUACUAGUGGGCUUGCUGCUGUGACCAGAAUUGCAAAAGACCAACAUCUCACUGGUGUGUAUGGACCUUUAUUUGAACUUCUUGAAGUCGAUCCUCGGUUCAGAACUGCUGUAGAAGUUGCAUCUGGAGCAAGCCUUUUCCAUGUAGUAGUUGAUACUGACCAGACUGCCACAAAACUGUUGGAGACCAUGAACAAAGAACGCUCAGGUCGUGUCACCUUCAUUCCUCUCAACCGAAUUAAGACGCGCGAAACCAAUUACCCAGUUGCCAGUGAUGCCAUUCCUCUUUUGAGUAAACUGCAGUUUGAUGCCAAAUAUCAAAAGGCUUUUGAACAGUUAUUUGGUGGAAUUAUCGCUUGUCCUAAUCUAGAAGUGGCCGCAAGUUAUGCCAAAUCUCACAACCUUACGGUCGUGACCCUAGAUGGUGACCGUGUGGACGGACGCGGAGCCCUGUCGGGUGGUUAUAUUGAUAACCGCUACUCACGUCUUGAGGCUGCAAAGAACUUAAAGACUUGGCAGGCUAAGCUCGAGGAAGAAAAGGCUAGGGGUGUGCAAAUCAAGGAAGAAAUUGCUAGACUAGACCAACAAGUGACUCAAGUUCUGGGCCAGUUGCAAUCGGUGGUUGCAGAGAAGAAGAAGAUGCAGGUCCAGGAAAAUACUCUCAAUUACGAGACAAGACUGCGUAAAGAAGAAGAGAUCUUUAAGGAUCUUGUGGCUUCUAAGGAAAAAUCUUUGGAGAGCAUCAGUGAGAAUGCUAGAAUCCUUGAGCAGCAGUUGGCAGCUUAUGAGAAUGAACUCAACUCCGAGCCUAUGCAGGCCCUGUCAGGAGAGGAGCAGACGCGAUUGAUAUAUAUCAACACUACAAUUGAGCAGAUCAAACAAAGGAUGUUGAUGCUCUCGGCAAACAAAUCAGAGAUCGUGGGCCAGAUUAAUGCACUAAAUGAUUGCUUAAAUAAUGACCUUAAGCGUCGACGUGACGAGUUAUUGAGCCGGAGGGACAGAGCUAUUGCAACUAGUAGUGUUGAAGAGCUUGCACGGAAAAAGAAAGAACACAAGGUGCUUCUCCGAAAGCUCGGAAAACUCACAAAGACCAUUGAAGAAUUGGAUUUGGAAACCGAUAAGCAACAAGAAGGCCUUGAAAGAGCGCACCAGUCUAUCCUUCAACUUCGGGCGGCACAAGUUGAUGUGUCUCAACAGAUUACCCGUCAUGAGAAAAACUUGGAAAGAUACCUCCUUCGACGUUCAUUGCUUCUUCAGAAGAAGGAAGAAUGUAAUUCCAACAUCCGUGAUCUUGGUGUUCUUCCAGAAGAGGCAUUCGAAAAGUACGCCAAUCUUAGUGUAGAAAAGUUGUUGAAACGUCUCCACCGUGCGAACGAGUCUUUACAAAAGUACAGUCAUGUCAACAAAAAGGCAUUUGAGCAAUACGGUCGAUUCACAAAGCAGCGCGACCAGUUGACGACGCGAAAGGCCGAAUUGGACAAGUCUGCAGAGGCUAUCCGUGCAUUGAUUGAUUCCUUGGACCGAAGGAAGGAUGAGGUGAUCGAGCGCACUUUUAAGGCGGUCGCCACUAACUUUUCUAGAGUGUUUGAGACCCUCGUCCCUGCAGGCCAUGGUGAGCUUGUAAUCAAACACAAGUCAAACAGCACCGAAGAUGCCAUGGACUUGGACGGUGAUGAUAGUCGUGGCCCAACAGAGGCCCUGGACCGUUACAGUGGUGUUUCUAUCAAGGUUUCAUUUAAUGGAAAGACAGACGAAGGAAUGAUAAUGCAACAAUUGUCUGGAGGUCAAAAAUCGCUGGUUGCCCUGGCAUUGAUCUUUGCUAUCCAGAAAUGCGACCCAGCACCAUUUUACCUAUUUGAUGAAAUCGAUGCCAAUUUGGAUGUUCAAUACCGAACUGCGGUUGCUGAGAUGAUACACACUAUGUCUGAGAAUGCUCAGUUUAUCACAACCACUUUCCGCCCAGAGUUGUUGGCCAAUGCAGACAAAUUCUAUGGUGUGACCUUCCAGGGCAAGGUAUCAAGAAUCCACGCAAUUUCCAAAGAGAGUGCGCUUGGAUUUGUAGCACAGAAUACACGUGUACGACCUUUAUUCAGGAGCGAACUCAGUAAAUAA